CCAUACUCCAGCCCAAUAGCGACAGACCUUGAAGAAAGAAUUACUCGGGCACAAGCGUUGGCACUGCAAUUGCAACAGUCUCACCGACUAUGUUGAGCCACUGUCAAAGUGCGGAGACCAACCCUAUCUGCUCCAUUCUUCAGCUCGUAUCGAUUGGGAUCGCUCCGAAGCUUAGUCCCCUCCGCACGAACGCCUCGAGCCCAUGUGGUUUUCGCGAUUGGAACCAACAUAACUCGCUAAUGCUUGUCAGGAUAUAGUGUUGGAUGAUGUGAGCGAGGUGGAGAAAGUCGGAAACAUGUUGCGCAGAGAAAGGCCAGCGAAUUCUCCAGCUAAAUACCCCCUCGAUGCGCGUUCCGUCAUUUAUUUUGUGUUGACCUGGAAUCUCUCGCUCCUUGCACUCGGACCGCCGUACAAUCGCAACAAUUAUGCUCAAACAUACCCUCGCGUCUCUGGCCCUCUUCGCGGCAGAAGCCUUCACGGCCACGACCAGUCCCGGUUACUCAUGGAACAUUCCUUCGACCGUCAGCGGAGACUCACUCUCGUUCGGAGAACAUUAUGCGGUGUUGAAUCUCGAUCUGAUCGAUGUAGUGGUGUCGUAUGUGAACACUACUGCCGCGGGAGCGAGCUGGAUCAACAACACGGCGCGGUGGAUUGGCGCCGUUCACCAGCAGUCGCCCCCGCCCUUGAGCAUCUUCACGCGGAUCUACUUCGCCAACACACAGCGACCCGAAAUCAGUGCCAACGACCCCUUUGCGGAGGCUGUGUCCCUCCUCGGCAACAUCACGGAAUCGAGCCCCGAGGGACAGAUCUACCCUGCUUUCCGGCCGCUGGGUAACUGGGACGUGGUGUUGCAGAAGGUGCGGUACUACGCCGGUGCGGGCAACUCGCUAGAGGAGAUCCUCGCCAGCCAGAAGAUCGACACGGUGAUUCUGUCUGGGAUUCGCACGUCGGGGGUUGUGCUGAGCACCGCUCUUCGUCUCUUCGAUCUCAAUUACAAGGUAUAUGUUAUCUCGAACAAUACCAUCGAGACUCCCUCGACCUACGCGUCCCAGAUCCAGCAGACGAUCUUGCAGGGCAUUCUGCCAGGCAAUCCUAUCGACGUCAUCACGAUCGAGCAGGCCAUCGCCGCGUUGAAUCGGUCGGGUCCGGCUAUAUACUAGUUUCGACUCAAUUUGUACCAGCGGACGGCUGAUAGGUUUGAUUAUCCAAUGACAUGUACUAUGUAAACCAGAGCAGAGAUGAUCUGAGAUGAUGUUUGAUAAUUUCAGAUAGCAAUUCGAGUCUAGCCCUGAGAUCUCCCCUUGAGGGUCUCUAUAAGAGACAGAGCACGACUUUCGGAAAUAUGCAUAGGCGACGUGGUAGGGAAAGUAGUCCAAGGGAAUUCCCGAAAAAGGGGGAAG
Aspergillus japonicus CBS 114.51 is the source of this 1400-nucleotide messenger RNA. Its product is annotated as cysteine hydrolase family protein. The record is from RefSeq and is a predicted model, not a curated record. The transcript is spliced from 4 exons. The coding region runs from base 426 to 1160 and encodes 244 amino acids. NCBI's taxonomy places the organism in Eukaryota, Fungi, Ascomycota, Eurotiomycetes, Eurotiales, Aspergillaceae.